ACUGUACACUUAACUCACUGAAUUUCGUUUUCUUCUAUUUGGUCUGUGAUUUCGGUGUUACAGUAAUUAAGUAAAAACUGUGUUUACCUUUACACUUAAAAGUGUGGUCGACUGAGCGAGUGCCGAGUUCAUUAAUCGAAUGUGUAAUGUGUAUUACAUGUGUAUUCUAUAUUAUAUACUACGACUACUGAAAACUGAAAAAUAUCAAUUUUGUUAAAGAACUUGUGUAAUUGUAAUUACCUCAACCAAUUAAGUGCAAACAAUCGAUUAGUCUUAAUAUUAUACUGUGGUGAUUAAAUAUCACAAAAAAUAAUUAAUGAAAAGAGGGUUUUCUUAAUAGGUAUUGAAUUUAUAACUUCACCUACUCUUGCAUGUAAUGGGAGAUAGAGAUUGGAGACCGUUUAUUUACGGCGGCUUAGCGUCGAUUGUUGCAGAGUUUGGCACAUUUCCUAUUGACACAACCAAGACUCGGCUACAGAUCCAAGGGCAAAAGAUAGACCCUCGACAUGUUGAGUUGCGAUACACAGGAAUGGUGGAUUGUUUUGUCAAAACUUCAAAACAAGAGGGUGUUAAAGCACUUUACUGUGGUAUCUGGCCAGCAGUGCUUAGACAAGCAACAUAUGGUACUAUUAAGUUUGGGACAUACUAUUCAAUGAAGAAGGCAUUUGCUGCCAGGCGGGCUGACGGUGGUACUCGAGAACACUUAGCAACUAACACAUUUUGUGCUGCAUUUGCAGGAGGACUGUCUAGUGCAAUAGCAAAUCCUACUGAUGUCCUUAAAGUUAGGAUGCAGGUUGGUGAUGAGAAACGCAAUAUAGUGCGUUGCUUCGUCGAUAUAUAUAGGAUAGAAGGGGUGGCAGGACUAUGGAGGGGCGUAGCACCCACUUCGCAACGAGCAGCAUUAAUUGCAGCCGUGGAGUUACCUGUGUAUGAUGCCUGUAAGCGUCGGCUUACUGCUCCAUUAGGGGACCGACCUAUUAAUCAUUUUGUGUCUAGUCUGCUCGCUAGUCUUGGUAGCGCUGUAGCCAGUACACCACUUGACGUUGUUAGGACGCGGCUUAUGAACCAAAGAAAAGUGAGGGAUCCAAGUAUACACAUAUACAAAGGGACCGUUGACUGCUUUGUACAGACAGUACGCAGUGAAGGUGGGCGUGCGCUUUACAAAGGCUUCAUACCAACGUGGCUACGUAUGGGGCCGUGGAAUAUUAUCUUCUUCCUCACCUAUGAGCAGCUUAAGGCAUUCUACUAAACAUAAAAUCUCCACGGAAUUAGUUCAAUUUCUAAUUUAAGUAUAAUUUGUUUACUAUUUGUGAAUCUGUUAAUUAGCUAUAUAUUAUAAUAUGUAUUCGAAUAUACUAAAGUCAAUUUAAAAUACCUACACAAAGUGUAAUUAACUAAAAUUAUGAGGUUUGGACAUAAAAUUUUAACAAUUUAUCAGCGUUUAUUUAGUAUUUAAUAAUUCAUCAAUUUUAUAGGCUGGCAACGCAACUGGAACACCUUCUGGCAUAGCCUGCCCGUUUAUACCCAGUUAUAAAAAAAUCACAUGAAUUUGAAAUAGUUAAUUUAUAUACAAACAUUACAAAUAGUGAAAAAGUGUUGUUUUUAAUAUUCAGCGUAGUAAUUGACUUUGGUAUACACGAAACUAUAGAUUAGAUGCAAACAUAUCAUUUUAUGAGGCACAUAGUGCAGUACUUCCUAUAAUUUUAAGUUCACAUGGUUUCUCCUUGACGCGCUCAAAUUUAUUUUCAAAACUUAGAUUUUGGGGAUUUAGGACUUCCAUAAAAAGUACACUCAAAGUAUUUUACUCAUAAUUUUUUAAAAUAUUUUUUGUUGGUUUAAAUAACAAAUACAUUUAAAUAAAACUUUAUUUCUAUUAUACAGCUUGUAAAUAUAAUUAUUUAUGUGCAACAAGGUGCAAGAAUACAUAAAUAAAAUAUGAUUAUCUUCGCAUAUUCUGCCACACAAUGGCGUGAAAAACAUUAAAGAACAUUACGUUAACACAAUUAUGUAAUAAUUUGUUUCGUAGAUCACGCCCAUCAGGAAAUACUGGUUCAAACUGAAUUGAUUUAUAAUGGUUAUUAAUACAGAUGUAGAGUAUUCUAUGGGUAUGUAUAGCUGUGGACUAUGGGUAUAUAGACUAAAGAUUCAGACACGUCAAAAUUAACUCUUGACAUAAUAUUAUAGUCAUAGUCUGUGCUAAGUCUCAUUAACGCCCAAACCCAAUAACCUAUCUCUAUUUAAGACCAUCAGAGAUAUACAUCUUAAUCCAAAUAUUGAUAAAAGUGUGGCAAUAACCAAUCAUAGGAUUGUAAUGGCCAUCUGUCGAUACAAGCUUACCAUGGUAGGUCGGAUCGGUGGAUGUGGAUAGACCUUUGUAUGAAAAUGACAGUUCAACUGUGUCAAUAGCCUAUCGUAAGAUUUUACCUUACACCAGUUUUUAAACAAUUAAAACACUAUUUGAUAUGUUUAAAACAUGUAUAUUUUAAUAUUAUUUGUACGGUUUGUACUUUAUAUUGACUAUAGUAUAUGACUUGUAAAGAGCGAAAAGAUUGCAUUCUAUCCGUCGCCAAAAAUGGUUUGUCUUCGUAGGGUUUGGUUAUUGGGGUGCAGAUAGAAGAUCGAUCGACUAUCACGGUCUGACCUUAGCUUGUUUUUCAUCUGAGAUUGUGGAUUAAUUAUUGGGUUCGGGCGUAAGACACAUUGGCUACAUACAAAGCAUUUAAAUUAUUAUUUCAGCGAAGCGCGUCAUCGUACAUAUUAUUAUUUACCUAUAGGUUAUGUUUUAUUGCCGAUGGAUUAAAAAGAAGCCUCCUAGGAUAGACUAGUAGACAUAUUUCGUAGAUAAUUAUGCAAAUAUACGGGAAUACGCUGCAGUGAUAACUCUUAUACAUAAUACAUAAAUUUGUAUUUGUGCAAUGCAAUAUUUUGUUGGUAUUGUAUUGGAUUAUAUGCGAUUCUCUUGUAUUUUGUAAUUAACUAAAUCAUGCUUUUUAUGUUGCAUUUUUUGAGUUUUUAUAUAUUCGUAAUAUUUUUAUUACAGGAUUGUUUUCCGGGUUCCAUAUUUAACCUGUCGUACUUGUUGUUUAUUACUAACUACUGAUAUAGAACCCGGCUUUAUCAAUAUAUCUAAAAACUAAUAUUUUGAGAUUAUACUGUAUAUUUUAUACUACAAAAAAUAGUAAUCUCAUAUUUCAGGUUAAAUUAUAACGUUUAUAUUGUAUUUAAGAAUUUUGGUAAGGGUUUUCCUUUCAUUAAUUAUUGAGUUUGCCAGAGGCCAUAGCUUUUAUACAGUUUAUUGCUCUUGUAGUAACAAAUAUAAAUUGUAUACAUUUUUAACGACAAGAGUAUUGUCUAAUCUUUUCAAAUGGCAUUUAAGAAGUAUUUCAGUCCUAUAGGCGUGUGGCUGAUAUUUUUUACUUUAAUUCGUUCGAUUCUUGUUCGAUAUUCUAAAACGUAGCAGUUAAAUGUUUAAAAAACAUUGAAUUAUUUGCCCAAAUAUUUUGUUGCUGGCUUUGUUUAUCUAUAUUUCACUCAGCCAAACGGAUUGUAACUAGCUUUUCUGAAAAGUUUUAGAACGGUUUAUUCGCUGACGUAUUAACGUCUCAAAAGAGUAUUUAAUAUAUCUUUCAAACUAUUACUGUCAAUGAAAAGUGAUAGAAAAUUAUGCCGAUAUAAAAAAAUCAUUGAAACGGUUGCUAAUUCUGCGGUAUAUAAGUUUAAUUAAUAACAUACCUAUGUAUCGAUAUGAUGUAUCUAUAGAUUUCUAAUUAUAAAUACUGUAUAUUAUACCACUAUGAAUAUUCUAAGAAUACUAUUUAAAUGUGGCACAAAUGUAAAAAUUGAGCUUGUAAGCUUGUGUGAAUAAUAUUUAGUCGCUGCUGUGUCAAACACACGUACUAGUAGGUACAAAUUGUUAGCCAAAUGUUAUAGAAAUAAAUGGAUUUUUAAUUUAA
Pieris rapae (cabbage white) is the source of this 3953-nucleotide messenger RNA. RefSeq names its product mitochondrial uncoupling protein Bmcp (gene Bmcp). The coding region runs from base 377 to 1249 and encodes 290 amino acids. Lineage: Eukaryota; Metazoa; Arthropoda; Insecta; Lepidoptera; Pieridae. Gene Ontology annotation, biological process: transmembrane transport. The record is from RefSeq and is a predicted model, not a curated record. The transcript is spliced from 7 exons.